UCGUUGCCGCUCCCGUGUCCCCGCAUGGCGGCCGCUGGGCGCCUCCUCCUGCUUCCACCGCGGACUGUGGGGCUUCCCGGCUGGGCCGGGCUGAGGGCGCCCGGAGCCUGAGGCGGACCAGGCCGCUCCCUUCCUUCCUUCCCCGCCUCCUGCCGCAGGACCGAUGGGGAAGUACUUCCUGACCCUGAGCGUCCUCAAGGGGCCCUGGGACCAAGUCUUCGCCGCCUUCUGGCAGCGCUACCCCAACCCCUACAGCAAACAUGUCCUGACAGAAGACAUCAUUCAUAGAGAGGUGACCGAAGACCAGAAGCUGCUUUCCAGGCGGCUCCUCACCAAAACCAACCGGAUGCCUCGCUGGGCAGAGUGCUUUUUUCCGGCUAACGUUGCCCAUUCUGUCUACAUUCUAGAAGAUUCCAUUGUGGACCCACAGAAUCGAACCAUGACCACCUUCACCUGGAACAUUAAUCAUGCCCGUCUUAUGGUAGUGGAGGAACGGUGUGUUUAUAAAGAGAACCCAGAAAACAGUAACUGGACAGAAGUUACGCGGGAAGCUUGGGUGACCUCCAGUCUGUUUGGGGUCUCUCGUGCUGUCCAGGAGUUUGGUUUGGCUCGGUUCAAAAGCAAUGUGACCAAGAGCACCAAAGGGUUUGAGUAUGUACUGGCCAAGAUGCAAGGCGAAGCACCAUCUAAAACUCUGGUGGAAACUGCCAAGGAGGCAACUGAGAAAGCCAAGGAGACUGCCUUGGCUGCUACUGAGAAAGCAAAGGACUUGGCCAGCAAGGCAGCUACCAAAAAGAAGCAGCAAUAUGUGUGACAAAACAACCCCACCCACACAUCUUCCUGCUCAGGAGAUAGAAUACUGCUUGCACAGUGCAGUAUAGUAAUGCUGGAAGGCUCAUCUGUAACUAAAGCUUCCCUUCCAAGGUAGAGCCAACUAGAGUGUCUCUAGAUUUUAUGUUGGUUUUUUUUUUACUGAAACUGUAUAAAUUGGACAAUCAUCUUAUUUCUAAAAAGGUGUAAUUAUCAUUCAAAGUAUAUAAUAGUUUAGCCCAUUCCUUGGGCCUGUUCCUGCAGUACAUGCUGCUCUUCGAACUGUGACUAAAACAAUAUAAAUCCUCCUGUUUACAUUUACCUCCAUCACAAUAUGGAGGCUUCUGUCUGUAUAUUAAAAUUCUUUUAAUUCUUAAGCAAAACACAGAUACAAUGCAAAUAAUUAAAAUAUUUACUACAAA
Anolis carolinensis (green anole) is the source of this 1232-nucleotide messenger RNA. RefSeq names its product PRELI domain containing 1 (gene prelid1). NCBI's taxonomy places the organism in Eukaryota, Metazoa, Chordata, Lepidosauria, Squamata, Anolidae. Gene Ontology annotation, cellular component: mitochondrial intermembrane space. Gene Ontology annotation, biological process: phospholipid transport. The coding region runs from base 164 to 814 and encodes 216 amino acids. The transcript is spliced from 5 exons. The record is from RefSeq and is a predicted model, not a curated record. Gene Ontology annotation, molecular function: phosphatidic acid transfer activity.